This is a messenger RNA of Drosophila elegans, 593 nucleotides long. It is a transcript of the gene Lcp2, whose product is annotated as larval cuticle protein 2. Gene Ontology annotation, cellular component: chitin-based extracellular matrix. Gene Ontology annotation, molecular function: structural constituent of chitin-based larval cuticle. Bases 91 to 471 code for a protein of 126 amino acids. The record is from RefSeq and is a predicted model, not a curated record. The transcript has 2 exons. Lineage: Eukaryota; Metazoa; Arthropoda; Insecta; Diptera; Drosophilidae.
UUCGGAUUAGAAAUCAUAUAUAAAGGCAAUACCAGAGCAGAGUCAGUUAUCAGUCAACGUUCGCUCUCGACCAGACAGAAAUCAGCCAAAAUGUUCAAGUUUGUGAUGAUCCUCGCCGUUGUGGGAGUGGCCACCGCCCUGGCCCCAGUGUCCCACAGUGAUGAUGUCCACGCCGAUGUGGUUUCCCGCUCCGACGAUGUCCGCGCCGACGGAUUCGAUGCCAGUCUGCACACCUCCAACGGAAUCGAGCAGGCCGCCAGCGGAGACGUCCAUGGCAACAUCCACGGCAACUUCGGAUGGAUCUCCCCCGAGGGCGAGCACGUGGACAUCAAGUACGUGGCCGAUGAGAACGGCUACCAGCCCUCGGGCGCCUGGAUCCCCACCCCGCCCCCAGUCCCGGAGGCCAUUGUCCGCGCCCUCGCCUGGCUGGAGUCCCACCCCCAAGCCCCCGAGCAUCCCCAUCAUCACUAAGACCCGUAACUUUGAACCCGGACCGCUCCACGGACUGUUCUGACGAAACGAAUCUCCCUAGUUGUUUAGCUGUACUUCUUGAUUUUCAAAAAAAUACAUGCACUUGCUUAUAACAGUAUAAA